AUGGCCGAUUCGUUAUAUAGCGAAUCUACCGGUGACAACGCUGAAAUAAAUUAUCUGGCAUUGUUAGAAGGCCGUUACACAUUACCUGAUCUGUUGGACCCAGCUACGGCUUCUUUCUUAUCUCACUGCCGGUUUCACAAAGGGCACUCUCCAGUCCACUUGCAAGUCUCCAAGGACGAUCAUGUGUACUUCUGGUCGCGGAACCCUGAGAAUAAAGGAUCCAAACCUCAUGGACUACAUAAUGGACACUUUAAGGCGGCUAUCCAGUCUCCAUCUAUAGCGUACUGUGAUGCCCUCUUCCGGAACAUUCCUCUCACCACAGGGUUUGUUCCUCUUCAAUGGCAAAACCUGAUGAACUUUGCCAUUGAAAAGAAGCCAGGAGACUUCCGCCUAUCUAAAAUGCGCACCAUCCAGCUGAUGAAUUCCGAGGCCCAGGCAAACAAUAAGAAGGCAGGCCGUGCAGCCAUGCAAUUUGCCAAAGCGCACUCCUUGAUACCCGACGGGCAAUGCGGCUCACGCAAACGUCAUCAAGCAAUUGACCUGGCCUUGUCUAAACGAUUAGUGUGGGAUCUACUGAUCCUUCAACGCCGCGCAGCGGGGUGGAUCUCGAAUGAUGCCAAGUCCUGCUUUGACCGUGUGGUCCACUGGGUGGCCAUCCAUGUUCGCACAGGUUUUGGUGACUCCAAGAGAAGCUUUUGCCCUCCGUCAACGGUGCCAUUCCAAGGUUGUGGGCAAGGGAAUGGUGCCGGACCCCCCAUUUGGAUUUCGGUGAGCUCGGUGUUAAUUACAAUGAUGGAAGCAAUGAGCUACGGAUUUGAGUGUCUUUUGGCGUUAGAGUCACAACUAGUGACAGCCCAAUGUUUCUGUUUUGCUGACAAUACGGACGUGAUUGAAGCAGGUGACACAGUCCAUCACUCUGGGGAGGAUAUUUGCGCCUCAGUCCAGGCUGCUACCACCUUGUGGUCAAGGGGAUUUCGGGCAACAGGUGGUGCAAUCAAUCCGGAGAAGUCCUUCUGGUGGCUUAUUGACUUUGAAUGGCAUGCUCGCAAUGAUGAUUCUGAACAUACUCUGGGGGUGAUGUUGUUGCCACUGGAAAAUCACAACGCACAGGAGGCACAGUUGGUCUCUAAAGCUAAAGAGUGGGCCAAACAGCUUUGGCCUCACCUGCUACACAAGUACGACGUGUUACCCUUAAUCCGGACCACGAUCAUGAAGAAGCUUGAAUAUCCUAUGGCACUCACUACCCUCAACGCUCAACAAUGGCAGGACAAUAUGUCACCGGUUCUCCAGGUGUGCUUACCUAAGUCAGGUAUUUGCCGCAACUUUCCCCGUUUGGUGGUCUUUGCCCCGGUGGAUUAUCAAGGCCUUGGUGUUCCUCACCCCUUUGGCAAGCAAGUGUACAAACACUUGGAGAUGAUCCUGCGCCAUAUGCCGGGGGGUACAAAGACUGGAGCCUACCUGGACGCCAAUGACCUGGGAACUGCUGCUGUUCAGCUCCUGCCCAAAGGGGGAACUGCUCGCAUUGUCAUCCAUUGUCAAACUCCAGGUCUACCUCAGGAUCAGAGUGUCUAUUGUAGCGAGUUGAUUGGCCUUCUGGCUGGGAUUAUGGCGGUUGACUGGCUCCUCCAACAAUGGUUCCCAGCCCUUAGCCAGCGGCCGGGUGUCAAGAUCGCCUGUGAUGGCCUUUUGGCCAUUGAAAUGGCCUUUGAAGAUCGACCCCUUUCACCCACUGAUGCACAAUUUGACCUGAUCUCUUCCAUCCGGGAAGCUAUCUCUCGGUCUCUGGUGUCUUGGUCUCCACGGCAUGUCUACGGACAUCUGGACAAGUCCAACUUAUUUGAUGAACUCACUUGGUGGGAAAAGAAAAACCAGGAGGUAGAUGGCAUGGCAGUGGAUUUCCGCAAGGAACUAGAGGCCGCCCACCAACUUAUCCCCUCCAAUCCUCGGUUCUUCACGGAACUGGCAGCUCUUUUUGUGGCUGACACAAAGCAGUCUUGGCUGAGUGACCACUUCAUUCAGGAGUUUGUGACACUCCCCCGGCUGCGGCAACACUGGAGGAAUCGUAAUGUGAUCUCUGAGGAGUCUGAAAACCUUAUUGACUGGGAGACACUGGGCCGUGCUAUGAGGUCACUACCUGCCGGACUCCAGCGCUGGAUAACAAAACAUUGGGUGGGCAUGUGCGGCACAGGGAAGUUCAAAGUGUAUUGGGGCCUCGAAUCGUCCGCUGUGUGCCCUCGGUGCGGUGAGUUUGAAGAUCACUUGCCCAGCAGCCUCGGCUAG
This is a messenger RNA of Cylindrotheca closterium, 2280 nucleotides long. The record is from the annotation of a GenBank genome assembly. Lineage: Eukaryota; Bacillariophyta; Bacillariophyceae; Bacillariales; Bacillariaceae.